This is a messenger RNA of Priceomyces carsonii, 4944 nucleotides long. RefSeq lists its product as uncharacterized. Bases 1 to 4944 code for a protein of 1647 amino acids. The record is from RefSeq and is a predicted model, not a curated record. Gene Ontology annotation, biological process: transmembrane transport. Lineage: Eukaryota; Fungi; Ascomycota; Pichiomycetes; Serinales; Debaryomycetaceae. The transcript has a single exon. Gene Ontology annotation, cellular component: fungal-type vacuole membrane. Gene Ontology annotation, molecular function: ATP hydrolysis activity; ATP binding; ABC-type transporter activity.
AUGUCUCAAGAUGACUUAAAUUACUUAAUGGCGUCAGGGAAAGGUUCUAACUGUUCUUUCUGGAAGUAUGACGAUAUAACGCGAUGUACCCGAGACAGACUAGAUUCAGUUUACCCACUGGUUCUUGGCAUAGUGUCAAUAGCUAUUUUGGUGGUCAAAAGUAUUCUGUCGUGGAGGCGUCACAAAAAAAACAAAAGCAUUGAGUUGAAAGGUGAAAACAGACCCUUAUUGGCAGUAUCUGAUGUUUAUGGCUCAAUUAAUCUGGAGAAUGGGCUGAUCAAUAAAAGUGGGGGAUUGCAGGAGUCUAUUAAGGAUAGACAUUUUGACUUAAAAAGAUUGUCCGACACUAAUGAAGACGGUACCCCAUAUGGCAUUGUUCAGGAGGUAUACAAGAGUAUGGGUGACCGGGUGAGGGUAGUUUUUGAAUUUUUAUUGGUAUUAGUUGAAUUUGGAAUGGCUGUAUCUGCUUGGUUCAUCAAAAGUUUUCAAAAAGAAUAUUCUCAUACUCCUAUUCUAUUGAUAAGGACCGUUUUUUGGGGGUAUUUACUUUUUCUUGUCUCAUCCAGGUUAAUCAAUUUGACAAAGGUUAAGAUUCGUUUACCUAGUUUGUGGGUUCAUUCAACUUUCCUUUAUUUUUUUAACUUUUUUCCUGCAUUAUUGACAUUUAGGUCAACUUUAAUUGACCAUGUUCCAAACGAAACUAUCAGGUUAUUUUACCAAAUCCAUUUUGCUAUCUCCCUUACUUUAUUGUUGCUAAAUUUUACUGCUAAAGUUGGAGACAAACCUUCAAAGUUAUAUGUAACGAGCGAUGGGGCGACUCCAUCACCUGAAAAUAUAUCCAGUAUUCUUUCAUUCAUUACGUAUUCUUGGAUAGAUAAAAUGGUGAGGAAAGCCUACAAAGCACCUUUGACAAAAGAUGAUAUUUGGGGUUUACGCCAAGACGAUUAUGCCUUAUCCAUCUUGAAAUCUUUUGAAGCUGGGAAGAGUGCCUCAAAAUUCACGUUUAGAUUGUUUUCACAUUUCAAGUAUUUGCUUGCCAUUCAAGCUUUUUGGGCUGCUUUAGAUUCGUGUUUGGUUUUCGCUCCGAGCUUGCUACUUAAGAAGAUUUUAGAGUUUGUUGAAAAUCCUAAUUCAAUCCCUGUGAAUUUAGCUUGGACCCUAGUUAUUAUGAUGCCUAUGUUUAAAUUAGUCGACUCGAUUUCUUCUGGUUGUUCCUUAUUUAUUGGUAGAAGAGUUUGUAUCAGGAUGAAAGCCAUUAUCAUCGGUGAAGUGUAUGCAAAAGCAUUGAGAAGAAAAGUGACGACUCAAUCAGAUGACAAGCCGGAGGAAGAUGAAGAAUAUGAGGGUAAAGUUAUAAGUGAGAAUAAAGAAGAACCGAAGCAUGAGUCAAAAGAAUUAGGUGCAAUUAUCAAUUUGAUGGCAAUCGAUGCAUUCAAAGUUUCAGAGAUUUGUGGUUACUUGCAUUACUUUGUGAGCUCAUUCUUGAUGAUUUUUAUUUGUAUUGUUUUGCUAUAUAAGUUAUUGGGUAUUAGUGCCAUCAUUGGUGCUAUUGCAAUUGUGCUUUUGUUUCCAAUUAAUUUCAAACUUGCGAACUUGAUAUCUCAUUUUCAGAAAGACAUGCUUGCUGUCACUGAUAAAAGAAUUCAAAAAUUAAACGAAACGUUCCAAAGCAUUAGAAUCAUCAAAUUUUUUGCUUGGGAGGAAAAAUUCCUUGAAAUCAUAAUGAAAAUUAGGAAUGAUGAGUUAUACAUUUUGAAGCUUUCUACUUUGGUCUGGUGUUGUGCAGCGUUUGUCUGGUUUAUAACACCCACUUUAAUCACUUUGAUUUCGUUCUAUUACUUUACAAUAGUUGAAGGACACACGUUGACUGCUCCAAUUGCUUUUACUGCUCUUUCUUUGUUUACUUUGUUGAGAGCACCAUUGGAUCAGUUGUCUGAUAUGACUUCCUUCGUCAUACAAUCAAAAGUCUCUUUGGAUAGAAUUGGUGAAUUCUUAGAUGAAGAUGAAACUUACAAAUAUGAUCAAUUGAGUGGGCCACGCGAUGCAAACUCGCCUUAUAUUGGAUUCGAGGGUGCCUCAUUCUCUUGGAAUUCAAAAUCCAGCAAUGACUUCAAAUUGAGAGAUUUGAAUGUAGAAUUCAAAUCUGGUAAGUUGAAUGUUAUCAUUGGCGCCACUGGCUCAGGUAAAACAUCAUUAUUGAUGGCGUUGUUAGGUGAAAUGGAAUUAUUGGAAGGAAAGGUUUUCUUGCCUGGUAUAAUUCCAAGAGAUGAGUUGGUAAUUGAUCCCCAGACUGGACUUACGGAAUCCGUUGCAUAUUGCUCACAAACGCCUUGGUUGUUAAAUGACACUAUCAGAAACAACAUAUUGUUUUUCUCUCCAUUUAAUCAAGAACGAUACGAUAAGGUUGUGGAAGCUUGUGCUCUACUGCGUGAUUUCGAAAUCUUGAGCGGCGGUGAUUCCACUGAGAUUGGUGAAAAGGGCAUCACUUUAUCAGGAGGUCAAAAACAGAGAGUUUCAUUAGCCAGAGCAAUUUACUCUAAUUCCAAACAUGUUUUAUUGGAUGACUGUUUGUCAGCAGUUGAUUCUCAUACUGCUUCGUGGAUUUACGAGAAUUGUAUUAGCGCGCCUAUAAUGCAAGGCAGGACAUGUAUUUUGGUCUCUCACAAUGUUGCUUUGACAGUCCAAAGUGCUGAGUGGGUAAUUUCGAUGCACAAUGGUAGAAUUAAGAACCAAGGAACUCCGGAGGAUCUUUUGAAAGCUGGUGAUUUGGGAGAUGAUGAUUUAGUAAAGUCCUCUGUCAUCAAUUCUCGUACGCAAUCGUCUUCUAACUUGGAAUCUUUAGAUAACAAAAAUGCUGAUCUCAAAGCUAAGGCAGCUGUCAUUGAUGCAAAAUUGAAGGCCAUUAAAGAUAAUGCUGAAUCUAAUGAUCCAGAACCGAUUAUCAAAACUGACGGUAAAUUAGUCGAGGAAGAGGGAAAAGCAAGUGGCGUUGUGGGUAAAAAGGUGUACCUUGGAUAUGCUAAGGAUCUUGGUGGUGUCUGGGCUUUAAUAGGUAUAAUAUUUGCAUGUUGCGUUGCUCAGUUCGUUUUCAUGUUCCAGUCAUGGUGGUUGAGAUAUUGGACUUUGCAGAAUGAAAAGUUGGUUGAACGUUAUGUAUCCCAAAACUUCAUAAAUACUUUAUCGAAUAUUUAUGAUGGGACUAACAUUAAACAGUUGCCUAUAACAAGAAUGUUUACCGGUGCUUCUAAUUUGAUAUCAUUUAGUAUUGAUUAUAUUGGAGAGGCAAAGAGUAAACAUACUACGUUGUACUACAUAAUAAUUUAUGCUCUCAUCGGAUUUGGAUUUGCUAUUCUUGCUUGCCUUAGGCAUUUUAUCACUUUUCUUGCAGGCUUAAGGGCAUCCAAUAUCAUUUUCAGACGAGUUUUGAAGAAUGUUUUAGGUGCGAAAUUGAGGUUUUUUGAUAAGACUCCACAGGGCCGUAUAAUGAAUAGAUUUUCGAAAGAUAUCGAGUCUGUGGAUCAAGAGCUUACUCCAUUUGCAAGUGGCGUUUCCGAUUGUGUAAUCCAGUGUAUUUCAAUUUUAAUUUUGAUUGCUGCAAUUACACCAGGCUUCUUGUUUUUCGCUUUUAUAAUUGCGUUUAUGUACUACUUUGUUGGUAUAUACUACCUUUCGCUUUCGAGAGAGUUAAAGAGGUAUGAAUCAAUCACCAAGUCACCUAUCCAUCAACAUUUUUCGGAGUCAUUACAUGGUGUAUCUACAAUUCGUGCAUAUGGUGUCGAAUCUAGGUUUAUGAGACAGAAUCUAACUGCCAUCAACAACAAUAAUCGUCCUUUCUUUUACUUAUGGGUAUCGAAUAGAUGGUUAUCGUUCCGUGUAGAUGCUGUUGGUUCUUUGGUGAUGUUUUUUGCUGGUAUAUUUGUUUUGCUCUCAGUUGGAAAGAUAGAUGCUGGUUUGGCAGGGCUUUCGUUGUCAUAUGCGAUAGCAUUCUCAGAGGCUGCGUUAUGGAUUGUGCGUCUUUAUGCAAACGUAGAAAUGAACAUGAACUCUGUGGAAAGGUUACAGGAGUAUUUCGAGAUUGAGCAAGAACCUCCAUAUGAAAUACCAGAAACUAAACCUCGAGCUUCCUGGCCCGACAGAGGCGAAAUUAUUGUUAAAGACGUUUCUUUGCGCUACUCACCAGAAUUACCAAGAGUUAUUAAGAAUGUAUCUUUUGACGUGGAACCAAAUAAUAAGAUCGGAAUUGUGGGACGUACGGGUGCUGGUAAGUCUACUAUCAUCACCGCGUUCUUUAGGUUUUUGGACCCAGAGACUGGAUCAAUUUUGAUUGAUGGGGUUGAUAUCACCAAGAUUGGUUUAAGAGACUUGCGUCAAGGUAUUACUAUUAUCCCUCAAGAUCCAACCUUGUUUCUGGGAACAAUUAGGUCGAAUCUUGAUCCCUUUGGACAAUACAACGACGAGCAGAUGUUCAAAGCCUUAAGGAGGGUCAAUUUGAUUAAUGAUGAUCAAAUCGAAGAAGGUGAAAAUCAAAAUGUCUUUAUGAAUCUUGAUUCAAAAAUAGCCGAGGGUGGAGGAAACUUGUCACAAGGUGAAAGGCAGUUGGUAUGUUUGAGUCGCUCUCUACUUAAGAACCCAAAGGUGAUGUUACUUGAUGAGGCAACUAGUUCAAUUGACUAUAAGUCGGACUCUAUAAUUCAGCAAACAAUCAGAGAGGAGUUUUCUAAUUCUACUAUUUUAACGAUCGCUCACAGAUUAAGGACUAUCAUUGAUUAUGACAAGAUUUUGGUCAUGGAUGCUGGAAGAGUAGUUGAAUAUGAUAAUCCUUACGUAUUAAUUUCGGACAAAAAGUCAUUAUUCUACAGCAUGUGUGUAAACAGCGGAGAAUUGGAUUCAUUGGUUAAGUUGGCGAAAGAGGCCUUCGUCAAAAAGAAAAACCAAAAGAGUUGA